GGACUUCUAGAGCAGAGUUAAAGGUAAACAACAGUGAAAAUAAAUAGUAAUAAAGUCGAAAGAAAAGUUUACAAAAUUCGGGAAUAAAAAUGGGUCGCGCUGAAGUUGGUACUCCCAAAUACCUGGCCAAUAAAAUGAAGGCCAAGGGUUUGCAGAAACUACGUUGGUAUUGUCAAAUGUGUGAAAAACAAUGCCGAGACGAGAAUGGUUUCAAAUGCCAUACAACCAGCGAAAGUCAUCAACGCCAGCUUUUGCUAUUUGCCGAUUCGCCUGGAAAAUUUCUGCAUAGUUUUUCCAAGGAAUUCUCGGAUGGCUAUAUGGAAUUGCUGCGAAGACGCUUUGGCACCAAAAGAACAAAUGCCAAUAAAAUUUAUCAGGAAUAUAUUGCCGAUAAGAACCACAUUCACAUGAAUGCCACUCGUUGGCUAACUUUAUCCGACUAUGUCAAGUGGUUGGGACGCACGGGCCAAGUGAUUGCCGAUGAAACGGAGAAAGGCUGGUUUGUCACCUACAUAGAUCGUAGCCCCGAGGCUAUGGAACGGCAGGCCAAAGCUGAUAGAAAGGAAAAAAUGGAAAAAGAUGACGAAGAACGUAUGAUGGAGUUCAUAGAGAAACAAAUUGAAAAGACCAAGUCUAAAGAUGGCUUACACAACGAUAAGGAAAAAUAUACCGAACUUAAGAGGGAUGAAGAGCAGCCUUUGAAACUAGACAUACGUUUGGAGAAGAAAUUUCAACCCGAGACCAUACUGGGAACAUCGGCUUUGGCGAAAAAACGCCUAAAACAAGAGAAAAGAAGCGAUGACGAUAGUGGUUCAGAGUAUGAGGAAGAUGAUGAAGGUUUCAAAAAACCCAAAAGCAUCAAGCUGGAGACUCAAAGUAGAUCAAAGGCUAGUACCUCAUCUACCUCUGCUUUGGAUGAUAUUAUCAAAAUGGAAGAACAAAAGAAGGAGCGUGCCAACCGCAAAGACUAUUGGCUGCACGAGGGAAUUGUUGUGAAAUUUGUUAGCAAAUCGUUGGGUGAGAAAUUUUACAAACAAAAGGCUGUGGUGCAGGAAGUCAUAGACAAAUAUAGAGCGAAAGUAAAGUUUUUGGAUACAGGAGAAAAAGUCAAAGUUGAUCAGGCUCAUUUGGAAACUGUUAUACCCGCCAUAGAUAAACAUAUUUUGGUGGUCAAUGGAGCUUAUCGGGGAAGUGAAGCUAUACUCAAGAAAUUGGAUGAGAAAAAUUACUGUGUAACCAUAGAAAUUGCUAGAGGUCCUCUAAAAGGCCGAAUUGUGGAAAAAGUACAAUAUGAAGAUAUUUCAAAGUUAUAUUAAAAUUUGUUUCUUAAAAAAAAAAGAUUUAAAAAAUGAG
Stomoxys calcitrans (stable fly) is the source of this 1353-nucleotide messenger RNA. RefSeq names its product DNA/RNA-binding protein KIN17 (gene kin17). Bases 90 to 1316 code for a protein of 408 amino acids. Gene Ontology annotation, biological process: DNA replication; DNA damage response. The transcript has 2 exons. The record is from RefSeq and is a predicted model, not a curated record. Gene Ontology annotation, molecular function: double-stranded DNA binding. Gene Ontology annotation, cellular component: nucleus. Lineage: Eukaryota; Metazoa; Arthropoda; Insecta; Diptera; Muscidae.